Toxorhynchites rutilus septentrionalis is the source of this 2967-nucleotide messenger RNA. RefSeq lists its product as uncharacterized. The coding region runs from base 1 to 2967 and encodes 988 amino acids. NCBI's taxonomy places the organism in Eukaryota, Metazoa, Arthropoda, Insecta, Diptera, Culicidae. The transcript has a single exon. The record is from RefSeq and is a predicted model, not a curated record.
AUGCUCCAUCAACAAAACAGCAAUCGCAAUUCAAACCAAUCGCAACCCUCAAGGCCAAACCAAAGUCCACCUAAUUCCGAACAAAUGCAAGUCCAAAACCCGAUCGCAAAGGACACUCCAAAUCAAACUUUGACAUCAACCACUUCGGCCGGUCCAUCAGUUCCCGUCAUCGCUCCGUCGCUCAGCCACUGCUCCACCUCCUUGGUCGCAAACGUCCGCCCGAUAACAUCAACGGUUCUGCUACAGACAGCUCUUGUGAAUAUUAUCGACUCUAGCGGAUACUCAAUGUGGGCCAGAGCUCUUCUGGAUCCAGCCUCGCAGAUUAACGUCAUCUCCGAACGAUUGAUUCAACGGCUGCAUAUUCGGAAGAAUAAGGAUUACCAUACCAUCGGGGGCAUCGGAAGAACAACCACGAUGUCUACUCAUUCUAUACUUCUGUGCAUACGUUCUCAUUGCACGGAGUUCAGUGCUGACUUGAAGUUUCACAUUCUCGGCGAAAUCACGCGCGAUCUACCCUCGAACGCGGUGGAUACGACCAACUGGAAAUUGCCAUCCGAUAUUGUCUUCGCAGAUCCGAAAUUCUACGAACCAUCACCUGUCGACAUGAUUAUCGGAAUGGAGAGUUACUACGAUCUCCUCUUGGAAGGCUUCAUAAAGCUAGGUCCAGGCAAACCUGUUCUGCAGAAAACCCUACUAGGCUGGGUUGUCUCCGGAAAAGUUGGGAUAAACCAACCGUCAAGCUCAACGAUCGUCGCACAUGUAUGCAGUACGCAAGCGUUAGAGGAUCAGUUGGCCAGAUUUUGGGAGAUCGAAUCUUGUCAGUCUUCCAGUACGAUGUCUGUCGAAGAAUCGUCCUGCGAAGCCCAUUUUGCUGCAACAACGACGAGAGAUGAUCUUGGCCGUUUCGUUGUUACUUUACCAAAAAAAUUUGAAGUAUUACAGCAGCUUGGAAACGCUUACCCAACAGCCAAACGUCGCCUCCUCUCGCUGAGCCGUCGCCUCGAAGCAAAUCAUUCGCUUAAAUUAGCCUACUCGUUGUUCCUAGAAGAAUACCUCCAGCUUGGACACAUGGAAGAAGUAUCUCCAGAUUCGAUGACCACCACAAAUGCUUCCUACUACCUUCCGCAUCAUUGCAUCGUACGUACAGAUAGCCUCACCACCAAACAAACCGACACUGGAACCUCACUGAACGACGUUUUGAUGGUGGGACCGGUAGUGCAACAGGACCUUGUCAACAUUACCAUGCGUUUUCGGGUACCACGAUAUGCCAUUAUUUCGGAUAUCGAAAAAAUGUACCGUCAAAUUUGGGUACACCUACUUGACUGUCCUCUCCAGAGAAUUUUGUGGAUAGACAAACCAGGCGAUCCGAUUAGGGUCUUUCAGCUGAAAACAGUCACCUAUGGAACUUCGGCUGCACCCUAUCUUGCCACAAAAUGUCUUCAAGAACUCGCAAAGCAGAGUAAAUCGUCUCAUCCAGCAGCUGCAAGUGUUCUGGCAAACGACUUCUACAUGGAUGACAUGAUAAGCGGGGUCGACGGUGUGUUAGAAGGAAAGGUUCUAUGCAGCCAGCUCCUACAGCUCCUUGAAUCAGCUGGCUUCAGUCUGCGUAAAUGGUCGUCGAACUCAUCGGAAAUUCUCGAAUCCAUUCCGGCACAUCUUCGAGACGAACGCUUGGUAUUCGACCUUGAUUCAAUGUCUUCAGUCAAAACGCUGGGACUCAAGUGGAUCCCCGCAUCAGACGAACUGGGGUUCCACGUACCAAAAUGGAAUAAUGAGGAGGUCAUCACGAAACGUAUCGCCCUAUCAGACUCCGCCCGUCUCUACGAUCCUCUUGGCCUAGUAGGGCCCGUCAUCGUACUCGCUAAGUGUUUCAUGCAGGAACUCUGGGCAAUCCAGAAAACCUGGGACGAACCAUUGGAGGAAGAAAUCCAACUGCGCUGGUUGCAAUUCCGAAAGGAAUUAGCUGCAAUCGAAUCAAUCGUUGUUCCACGUUGGGUGAUCUCAAUGCAACAACCAAUUAUCAUCGAGGCACACGGUUUUAGCGAUGCAUCCCAACGAGCAUACGGAGCUUGCAUCUAUCUUCGUGUAGUGUCAUCUAAUGCAGAUAUAUCGGUCCAUCUUCUCACCUCGAAGUCUAAAGUCGCUCCGCUUGGGAACAGCAAAAAUCAAAAAAAGAUUAGUCUUCCACGUCUGGAACUAUCCGGUGCACUGCUUCUCAGUCAUCUCUUCCAAAAGGUCCGACACAGCUUGAAACUGGACCUCAAAUGUUUCUACUGGGUAGAUUCCACCAUAGUUCUACAUUGGUUGGCUGGGACACCUUCACGAUGGAAGACAUUUGUAGCAAACAGGGUUUCCGAAAUCCAGCAUAUCAGCGCCGGUGGUAACUGGGGACACGUGUCUGGACUGGAAAACCCUGCGGACAUCAUAUCACGUGGAAUGUUGCCAACACAACUGAAGGAGAUGGAUAUCUGGUGGCAAGGUCCCACUUGGCUUAGACAACCUUCCCGAUUCUGGCCAUCCCACAUCCGUACGGCUGACGAUGAGUUUUCCUCCGAAGAUCUAGAAGAACAAUCGACAACUCUUCCUGUUCAAUGUCAACCUGCAAAUCCUAUCUUCAGCCUCCGAUCAUCAUUCUCAUCGCUCGUUCGUCUGGUGGCCUACGUACGCCGGUUCAGCCACAAUUGCAGGCCUGCUAAUCGCCAGAAGCAACUCUCCGGAUUCCUCCGUACUACGGAGCUCAACGAAGCUACACAUACUCUGGUUCGAAUUGCUCAAGCCGAAUCGUUUCCGAACGAUAUACAAGCCAUUCGUUCUGAUGGACAAAUCAAACCGAACUCGAAGUUGAAAUCUCUCUCUCCGAUCAUCAUCGAUGGCAUUCUGCGCAUUGGUGGCCGGCUUCGAAGCCUGUUUCCGAAGACCGAAAGCACCCGUGCAUUUUGGCCACCCACCAUCCUCUUACAGAACUGA